GUUCCUCUGGUCACUUUAAUGUAGUUGUUUCGUUUUUGCAAAAAAAAAAGAAAACAAAAUCAAGAACGAGCUUAAAACGAAACGUGUGAGGAACGAAAAGAAAUAGUGGAAAAAGAAACGGGAAGCGAACGGGCCGGGUGUUGGCAUUGAUUGAACAAAUAAAUAAUAAUUGUUAACGCCACGGCAAAUUCCAAUUGGACCAACACAACAACAACAAAAAUAUGGCAUUAAAGAAAGUAAAGGGGAAUUUCGAGCGUAUGUUUGAUAAAAAUUUAACAGAUUUAGUGCGCGGCAUACGGAACAAUAAGGAUAAUGAGGCCAAAUACAUAUCGCAAUGCAUUGAGGAAAUCAAACAGGAGCUGCGUCAGGAUAAUAUCAGUGUUAAAUGCAAUGCGGUAGCUAAACUAACCUAUAUACAAAUGCUCGGCUAUGAUAUUUCUUGGGCGGGAUUCAAUAUUAUUGAGGUGAUGAGUUCAUCGCGUUUUACCUGCAAACGCAUUGGUUAUCUGGCAGCCAGUCAAUGCUUCCAUCCAGAUAGUGAGUUGCUCAUGUUGACGACAAACAUGAUACGAAAGGAUCUUAAUUCACAGAAUCAAUAUGAUGCUGGUGUGGCGCUUAGUGGCUUAAGUUGUUUUAUAUCCCCUGAUUUAUCACGCGAUUUGGCAAAUGAUAUUAUGACACUGAUGAGCUCAACAAAACCGUAUCUGCGUAUGAAAGCCGUCCUAAUGAUGUAUAAAGUAUUUUUACGCUAUCCAGAAGCAUUAAAACCUGCAUUUCCGAAACUCAAAGAGAAACUGGAAGAUCCAGAUCCAGGUGUCCAAUCUGCUGCCGUAAAUGUCAUUUGUGAGUUAGCACGUAAGAAUCCAAAGAACUAUCUGCCAUUGGCGCCGAUAUUCUUUAAACUAAUGACCACAUCGACCAACAAUUGGAUGCUAAUUAAGAUUAUAAAACUGUUUGGCGCUUUAACUCCCUUAGAACCCCGGCUAGGAAAGAAAUUAAUAGAACCACUCACAAAUCUAAUCCAUAGCACCUCGGCGAUGAGUCUUCUAUACGAGUGCAUCAACACGGUGAUUGCGGUCCUCAUCAGCAUCAGCAGCGGCAUGCCCAACCAUAGUGCCUCCAUACAGCUUUGCGUUCAAAAGUUGCGCAUUCUGAUCGAGGAUUCCGAUCAAAAUUUGAAAUAUCUUGGUCUUUUGGCCAUGUCAAAGAUAUUGAAAACGCAUCCAAAGAGCGUACAGGCGCACAAGGAUUUGAUUUUGGCAUGUCUUGAUGAUAAAGAUGAAUCGAUACGAUUGCGUGCCUUGGAUUUACUUUAUGGCAUGGUAUCGAAAAAGAAUCUCAUGGAGAUUGUGAAACGUCUGCUGGGUCACAUGGAGCGAGCUGAGGGCUCGGGCUAUCGUGAUGAACUGCUAUACAAAGUGAUUGAGAUCUGUGGUCAGAGUUCCUAUUUGUAUGUCACGAACUUCGAAUGGUAUCUGACGGUAUUGGUGGAGCUAAUCCAACUGGAAGCUGGCUCACGACAUGGUCGCCUAAUUGCCGAGCAAUUGUUGGAUGUGGCCAUACGUGUGCCGGUUGUGCGUCAAUUUGCUGUCAACGAGAUGACCAAUUUGCUGGAUACAUUCACAGUUUCCGCCCAAAGCAAUUCAAUGUAUGAAGUGUUAUAUGCGGCCGCUUGGAUAGUAGGAGAAUUUGCUGCCGAGUUGGAAGAUGCCGAGAAGACAUUAAAUAUAUUAUUGAGGCCGCGACAAUUGCCGGGACAUAUACAAGGUGUCUAUGUUCAAAAUGUUAUCAAAUUGUUUGCCCGCUUGGCAACCACCUGCCUCGAGCUUCAGGAUCUGCCCGGAAUCGUUAGGCUCUGUGAUCAUUUGCUGGAGAAAUUGCAGCAUUUCAAUGGCUCCAGUGACAUUGAGGUGCAGGAGCGAGCGAAUUCCGCCUGCAUGCUUAUCGAAAUGUUGCGGACUCAGUUAGCUCAAAAUACGGACAAUAGCAGCGGUAGCAUACCCCCAUUGGCUAUUGAAAUUGUCCAGGAGAUGGCAUUGUUAUUUGCCGGUGAACUCAUACCGGUGGCACCCAAAGCUCAGCGCAAAGUGCCGUUACCCGAUGGCCUUGAUUUGGAUGAAUGGAUUAAUGCGCCGCCGCCCGAUGAUGCAAGCAGUUCAUCGUCAUCGGAGCAUGAUAAGGACGAGCUCUUUGUUAGUUCAUUAUCAACGACUGGCAAUAAGGGUGGCAAUGAUGGGACCAACUCAGGCCGGAGACGUCCCAGCUUGGAGCUAACACCCGAGCAAUUGGAACGUCAGCGGCAAGCGCGACUUAUCGAGCAAUCGAACAAUCCGCAUUACCUAAAAUCGACGCCCACAAUUGGAGGCGGUGGUGGAUCGAGUUCAAAUGCUGAUCAAUAUGAUAACAUCGAUGAUAUACCCAUAACAGAGCUCCCCCUGGAAUUGGAAGGGGUCAGCGCCCUCAGAGUGGGCAUCACUAAACGCUCAGACAAAUAUCUGCAGGAGCAACAGGCAGCCACGGCGGCGUCUCAUCAGGGCAAGGAUGGUAAAAAGAAACAUAAAAAGACCAAGAAAAGUAAAAAGGCCAAGAAUAAAGUGGCAUACAAUAGCAGUUCCGAAUCGGAAGGAGAAAUGAAACCUAUGCAUAUUGUGAAUACCACACUGGAUAUGCCAGAGGGUGUGUCGCUUUCGGACAGCGAGGACAAGGAUGGCAAAUAUGAUCCCAAUGAUCCACAUCGAGCCUUGGAUAUUGAAUUGGAAAUUACCGAUUUUGAGACAAUAUCGCGUAGCAGCGGUAAAAAAUCGAAAGAGAAUCUCAAGGCACCGACGGGAACAGAGAACUUAGCCACUACAGCAUCAACAACAGCAGCCCUACCAAGUUCUUCAUCCUCCAAAAAAGAAAAGAAAAAGGACAAAGAGAAGUCCAGAGAGCACAAGUCACGGAAAGCUACUACUGCUACGGCUGCCACACAACAAAUUGUGGGCGAUUUAAUCGAUGCUGGCACACCCAUUGCCAGCCCCAGCAAGAAUGCCCUGACUUCCAUAUCCGUCUCCAGCAAUAAUAAUACAACUAUUUCAGAUGCGGCAGCCGUCCAGCCGGCGGCGCAUCAUAAAAAGAAAAAGAAGAAUAAGGAUAAAUCAUCCACUAGCAUUAUUGAUGUAGAUAAUGAUGCGGCGGUGGCAUCGGCACCGGCAGCCACUACCAAAUCGCAUAAGAAGAAGCAUAAAAGAGAUAAAACGGAGCACAAGGAAAAGGUAUCCGGGUAUGAGGAACCCUUAGGUAUCUCAACACCCAGCAAAGAGAUCUUUUAAAUGAAUCAUUGUGUGGUCCCAAUAUUAUUAUUAUAAUAAUUAUGUUUAUUGUAUAUGUAUCAAUUGUAAUCCAAAAUCAUUCAUACUUUCCAUAGAUUAUUGUUUAAGUUCUCUUAAAGAAGCAAAAUUCUUAUCGCUGCGAUAUAAAAAC
Molecule: messenger RNA, 3462 nt
Organism: Drosophila willistoni
Lineage: Eukaryota; Metazoa; Arthropoda; Insecta; Diptera; Drosophilidae
Gene: garnet
Product: AP-3 complex subunit delta
Exons: 13
Coding region: 222-3311 (1029 amino acids)
Biological process (GO): neurotransmitter receptor transport, postsynaptic endosome to lysosome; synaptic vesicle membrane organization; synaptic vesicle budding from endosome
Cellular component (GO): terminal bouton; AP-3 adaptor complex; endosome membrane
Source: RefSeq, a predicted model, not a curated record